AUGUCACGUCCUUCUAAGCGUCUUGGAACGGGUGAGCUGAACAAGUUCGCAAUAGAUUUGACUGUUGGAGGUGUUUCUGCAGCCGUGUCAAAGACAGCCGUUGCUCCUCUUGAGAGAGUAAAACUGUUGUUGCAGGUCCAGUAUUCGCAUCAAAGUAUAGCCGCCAACAACCGUUACAAGGGUAUUUUUGACACUCUCAUCCGUGUUCCUAAAGAGCAAGGUUUCUUCUCGUUUUGGAGAGGAAAUCUGACGAAUGUGAUGCGCUACUUUCCCACGCAGGCACUGAAUUUUGCUUUCAAUGAUCUCUACAAGUCUAUUCUUAUUAAAGGAGGUCGAUCGGAAAUUUCUGGAAGUACACCUCACGCACCUUAG
Ostertagia ostertagi is the source of this 372-nucleotide messenger RNA. The record is from the annotation of a GenBank genome assembly. Lineage: Eukaryota; Metazoa; Nematoda; Chromadorea; Rhabditida; Trichostrongylidae.